Molecule: messenger RNA, 5637 nt
Organism: Oncorhynchus nerka (sockeye salmon)
Lineage: Eukaryota; Metazoa; Chordata; Actinopteri; Salmoniformes; Salmonidae
Product: Ferritin, lower subunit-like
Exons: 4
Coding region: 3541-4122 (193 amino acids)
Biological process (GO): intracellular iron ion homeostasis; iron ion transport
Cellular component (GO): cytoplasm
Molecular function (GO): ferrous iron binding; ferric iron binding
Source: RefSeq, a predicted model, not a curated record
UAUAUAAUAUGUACAGUGCAUUCUGAAAGUAUUCAGACUCCUUCGCUUUUUCCACAUUUGUUACGUUACAACCUUAUUCUAAAAUGGAUUAAAUGAAAAUUUUCCUUGUCAGUCUACACACACAAUAAAUACCUCAUUAUAACAAAACGAAAACAGGUUUUUUAGAAAUGUUUGCAAAUAUCUUAUGUAAAAUGUUGUUUUUUUUAUUCUUAAGUAUUCAGACCCUUUGCUAUGGGACUUGAAAUUGAGCUCAGGUGCAUUUCUGUUUCCAAAAACAAAACUGAGCAAUCUGGGAAGAAGGGCCUUGGUUAGGGUCAUGACCAAGAACCCAAUGGUCACACUGACAGAGCUCCAGAGUUACUCUGUGGAGAUGGGAGAACCUUCCAGAAGGACAGCCAUCUCUGCAGCCCUCCACCAAUCAAGCGUUUAUGGCAGAGUGGCUAGACGGAAGAUACUCUUCAGUAAAGACACAUGAAAGCCCGCUUGAAGUUUGCCAAAAGGCACCUAAAUGACUCAGACCAUGAGAAACAAGAUUAUCUGGUCUGAUGAAACCAAUAUCGAACUCUUUGGCCUGAAUGCCAAGCGUCACAUCUGGAGGAAACCAGGCACCGUUCAUCACCUGGCCAAUACCAACCCUCCUUGUAAAGCGUGGUGGCAGCAUCAUGCUAUAGGGAUGUUUUUUAGGGACUGGGAGACUAGUCAGGAUCAAGGGAAAGAUGAACGGAGCAAGGUACAGAUCCUUGAUGAAAAUCUGCUACAGACUGCUCAGGACCUCAUACUGGGGCGAAGGUUCACCUUCCAACAGGACAACGACCCUAAGCACACAGCCAAGACUACGCAGGAGUGGCUUCGGGACAAGUCUCUGAAUGUCCUUGAGUGGCCCAGCCAGAGUCCGGACUUGAACCCAAACGAACAUCUCUGGAGAAACAUGAAAAUAGCUGUGCAGCGACACUCCCCAUCCAACCUGACAGAGCUUGAGAGGAUGUGCAAAGAAGAAUGGGAGCAACUCCCCAAAUACCGGUGUGCCAAGCUAGUAGCUUCAUACCCAAGAAGACUCGAGGCUGUAAAUCGCUGCCAAAAGGUGCUUCAACAAAGUACUGAGUAAAGGGUCUGAAUACUAAAUAAAUGUGAUGUUUUUGUAUUUUUAUACAUUUGCUCAAUUUCUAAACUUGUUUUUGCUUUGUCAUUAUGGGUAUUCAAAUAAAAUGUUAUUUGUCACAUACACAUGGUUUGCAGAUGUUAAUGCGAGGGUAGCGAAAUGCUUGUGCUUCUAGUUCCGACCAUGCAGUAAUAUCUAACAAGUAAUCUAACCUAACAAUUUCACAACUACCUUAUACACACAAGUGUAAAGGAAUGAAUAAGAAUAUGUACAUAAAAAUAUAUGAAUGAGUGAUGGCCGUACGGCAUAGGCAAGAUGCAGUAGAUGGUAUAGAGUACAGUAUAUACAUAUGAGAUGAGUAAUGUAGGGUAUGUAAACAUUAUAUAAAGUGGCUAGUGAUACAUUUAUUACAUCAAUUUUUCCAUUAUUAAAGUGGCUAGAGUUGAGUCAGUAUGGCUGUUGAACAGUCCGAUGGACUAGAGAUAGAAGCUGUUUUUCAGUCUCUCGGUCCCCACUUUGAUGCACCUGUACGGACCUCGCCUUCUGGAUGAUAGCGGGGUGAACAGGCAGUGGCUCGGGUGGUUGUUGUCCUUGAUGAUAUUUUUGGCCUUCCUGUGACAUUGGGUGGUGUAGGUGUCCUGAGGGCAGGUAGUUGCCCCCGGUGAUGCGUUGUGCAGACCUCACUACCCUCUGGAGAGCCUUACAGUUAUGGGCCUAGCAGUUGCCGUACCAGGCGGUUAUACAGCCUGACAGGAUGCUCUCGAUUGUGCAUCUGUAAAAGUUUGAGUGUUUUUGGUGACAAGCCGAAUUUCUUCAGCCUCCUGAGGUUGAAGAGGGGCUGCUGCGCCGCCUUCACCGCGCUGUCUGUGUGGGUGGACCAUUUCAGUUUGUUCGUGAUGUGUACGCCGAGGAACUUCCACCCUCUCCACUACUGUCCCGUCGAUGUGGAUAGGGGGCUGCUCCCUCUGCUGUUUCCUGAAGUCCACGAUCAUCUCCUUUGUUUUGUUGACAUUGAGUGUGAGGUUAUUUUCCUGAAACCACACUCCGAGGGCCCUCACCUCCUCCCUGUAGGCCGUCUUGUCAUUGUUGGUAAUCAAGCCUACCACUGUAGUGUCGUCUGCGAACUUGAUGAUUGAGUUGGAGGCGUGCAUGGCCACGUAGUCGUGGUGAACAGGGAGUACAGGAGAGGGCUCAGAACGCACCCUUGCAGGGCCCCAGUGUUGAGGAUCAGCGGGAUGGAGAUGUUGCUACCUACCCUCACCACCUGGGGGCGGCCCGUCAGGAAGUCCAGGACCCAGUUGCACAGGGCGGGGUCGAGAACCAGGGUCGGUACUAUGGUGUUAAAUGCUGAGCUGUAGUCGAUGAACAGCCGUCUUACAUAGGUAUUCCUCUUGUCCAGAUGGGUUAGGGCAGUGUGAUUGUGAUUGCGUCGUCUGUGGACCUAUUGGGGCGGUAAGCAAAUUGAAAUGGGUCUAGGGUGUCAGGUAGGGUGGAGGUGAUAUGGUUCUUGACUACUCUCUCAAAGCACUUCAUGAUGACGGAAGUGAGUGCUACGGGGCGGUAGUCAUUUAGCUCAGUUACCUUAGCUUUCUUGGGAACAGGAAAAAUGUGGCCCUCUUGAAGCAUGUGGGAACAGCAGACUGGGAUAAGGAUUGAUUGAAUAUGUCCGUAAACACACCAGCCACUGGUCUGCGCAUGCUCUGAGGACGCGGCUCAGGAUGCCGUCUGGGCCUGCAGCCUUGCGAGGGUUAACACGUUUAAAUGUUUUACUCACGUUGGCUGCAUUGCGACUCUACUUUGUCUCUAUACUGCCGCUUAGCUUGUUUGAUUGCCUUGCGGAGGGAAUAGCUACACUGUCUGUAUUCGGUCAUGUUUCCGGUCACCUUGCCCUGAUUAAAAGCAGUGGUUCGCGCUUUCAGGGAGCCUUGUUUUCAGAUUAGCCUUGUUAAAAUCCCCAGCUACAAUAAAUUCAGCCUCAGGAUAUGUGGUUUCCAGUUUACAUAGAGUCGAAUGAAGUUCUUUCAGGGCCGUCUGUGUCUGCUUUGGGGGGAAUAUACAUGACUGUGAUUAUGAUCGAAGAGAAUUCUCUUGGUAGAUAAUGCGGUCGGCAUUUGAUUGUGAGGAAUUCUAAGUCAGGUGAACAAAAGGACUUGGGUUCCUGUAUGUUGUUAUGAUCACACCAUGUCUCGUUAAUCAUAAGGCAUACACCCCCUCCCUUCUUCUUACCAAAGAGAUGCUUGUUUCUGUCGGCCUUGAUGCGUGAAGAAACCAGGUGGCUGUACCGACUCCUAUAGCGUGUCUCGAGUGACCCAUGUUUCCGUGAAACAAAGAACGUUACAGUCUCUGAUGUCUCUCUGGAAGGUAACCCUUGCUCGGAUUUCAUCUACCUUGUUGUCAAGAGACUGGACAUUGGCGAGUAGUAUGCUCGGAAGUGGUGUGUGAUGUACCCGUCUACGGAGCCAGACCAGAAGACCGCGCCAUCUGCCCCUUCUACGGCGCCGUUGUUUUGGGUUGCCGGCUGGGAUCCGAUCCAUUGUCCUGGGUGGUGGGCCAAACAGAGGAUCCGCUUCGGGACAGUUGUAUUCCUGGUCGUAAUGUUGGGGAUGUAUUUCGACAGGGACGAUGUGGCAUUGCGCAGCUUCUCUAGUUUUUUCCUGGAGCGCUCUGUGAAGGAGAGAGAGCAAGCAGAAAAAUUGCUGGAAUACCAGAAUAUGAGAGGCGGUCGCGUUCUCCUUCAGCCCAUCGCUAAACCCAGCAGGGAGGACUGGCGAGGUGGCCUGGAUGCCAUCACCUUCUCCCUGGAGUUUCAGAAAACCCUCAACACGUCCCUCCUCGAAGUGCACCGUGGUGCCAACACUCACACUGACCCCCAUCUGUGUGACUUCCUAGAGCAGCACUUCCUGUCCGACAGCCAUGACACCAUCAAGAUGCUGGGUGACCAUCUGGGCAGCCUGACCCGCCUCACUUCCUCCGAGACCCAUGGCUCCAUGGGAGAAUACCUGUUUGACAAGCACACCCUGUAAGACUCACAGCAAGAAGAGAGCACAGCUUUCACACAGGGUCUGGAGAGUUGCAUUUCCGUUACAAGUAGCACUAAAGUGGGAUUUAGCAAUAGAACCACAUACCUCUUACAGUACGUACAGAAAACAAUGCAAGACCAUGGAACAGUUGAAUACCUCAACACCCGUUUACCACUUCUGAUGUGAACAGUAGUUACCACUGACAAACAAAAAGGUGUAAUGGGUUCGCACUCAAAGAUAUGUCGCAUAAAGCUUACUAUUCAAUUUUAUUGAAAUUAUUUUCACUGCAUCAGGGAUAGCGUACAAAGACAUUUCGGCUUUACAUCCUUCAGUGUGUAGGUACAAUUUUAUUUUAUUUCGAAACCGCAUUUUUAGAGAACAACCGAUGAGCAGCAGGUACUUCUGAUCAGGGUUGCCACUCAUCUGCCAAUCAGGUAUGUGUCUUUGCUGGCCAACCUGUAUACAAAUUAGUCACAGAGUAAUACAGAAUUAUAGGGUAUGGGAGUGGGCACGAAGGGCAACCGCCCCAGGUGUCCGUUCACCUAAACAACUCUGGUGCUAUAAGUCAACUUGGUUUCUGCCAUAGAGUUGAUCAAGCAUUCCAGCAGUAAAUAUGCUUCAUUGUGUUGUGCAUUCCUACACACAGUGGGGCAAAAAAGUAUUUAGUCAGCCACCAAUUGUGCAAGUUCCCCCACUUAAAAAGAUGAGAGAGGCCUGUAAUUUUCAUCAUAGGUACACUUCAACUAUGACAGACAAAAUGAGUUUUUAAAAAAUCCAGAAAAUCACAUUGUAGGAUUUUUAAUGAAUUUAUUUGCAAAUUAUGGUGGAAAAUAAGUAUUUGGUCAAUAACAAAAGUUUAUCACAAUACAAUGUUAUAUUUUGGCCCAUUCCUCCAUGCAGAUCUCCUCUAGAGCAGUGAUGUUUUGGGGCUGUUGCUGGGCAACACAGACUUUCAACUCCCUCCAAAGAUUUUCUAUGGGGUUGAGAUCUGGAGACUGGCUAGGCCACUCCAGGACCUUGAAAUGCUUCUUACGAAGCCACUCCUUCAUUGCCCGGGCGGUGUGUUUGGGAUCAUUGUCAUGCUGAAAGACCCAGCCACGUUUCAUCUUCAAUGCCCUUGCUGAUGGAAGGAGGUUUUCACUCAAAAUCUCACGAUACAUGGCCCCAUUCAAUUUCCUUUACGCGGAUCAGUCGUCCUGGUCCCUUUGCAGAAAAACAGCCCCAAAGCAUGAUGUUUCCACCCCCAUGCUUCACAGUAGGUAUGGUGUUCUUUGGAUGCAACUCAGCAUUCUUUGUCCUCCAAACACAACAAGUUGAGUUUUUACAGGCCUCUCUCAUCUUUUAAAGUGGGAGAACUUGCACAAUUGGUGGCUGACUAAAUACUUUUUGCCCCACUGUAAUUCUUAAUCAGUGCUGUGUUACACCUAGUUUCAUUACUCCAAAAAUCAGCAUAUGAUCAAGGAUGUUCUCAAGGAUUUAAUCAACAGUUGUAUUUAAAUAAAAGUAACACUAUUGAUG